AUGUCGCAGGACGAGUGGACCGGUGUCAAGGUCCGGAACACCUUUUUCAAGUAUUUCGAAGAGCGAGACCACACCAUUGUCCCGUCUUCUUCAGUCGUCCCCCACGAUGACCCUACCUUGCUCUUCACCAAUGCCGGAAUGAACCAGUUCAAGCCUAUUUUUCUCGGUACCGUCGCCAGCACGAACGACCUGUCCAAGCUGAAGCGCGCCGUGGAUUCGCAGAAGUGUAUCCGCGCCGGAGGCAAGCAUAAUGAUCUCGAUGAUGUCGGCAAAGACAGUUAUCACCACACAUUCUUCGAAAUGCUCGGCAAUUGGUCGUUUGGUGACUAUUUCAAGAAGGAUGCCAUCAAGUGGUCAUGGGAACUUCUGACAAAGGUCUAUGGGUUAGAUCCUCAGAGACUAUAUGUUACCUACUUCGAGGGCUCCCCCGAGAUGGGCCUGGAACCCGAUUUGGAAGCCAAAGAGCUAUGGCUGGCCAAUGGCGUGCCAGAGGACCACAUUCUGCCAGGUAACAUGAAGGACAACUUCUGGGAGAUGGGUGAAACGGGACCUUGUGGCCCUUGCAGCGAGAUUCACUACGACAAAGUUGGCGGACGUAACGCUGCUCACUUGGUGAACCAAGACGACCCAUUGGUCGUUGAGGUCUGGAAUAAUGUCUUCAUGCAAUAUGACAGACAGAAGGACAGGUCGCUAAAGUCUCUGCCUGCCAAGCACAUUGAUACUGGCAUGGGUUUCGAACGACUGGUUUCUGCCCUCCAGAACAAGUCCUCCAACUACGCUACCGACAUCUUCGCUCCUCUGUUCAAACAGAUACAAAAGGUUACCGGUGCUAGGGACUAUACCGACAAGUACGGUAAAGACGAUGCCGAUGGUAUUGACACCGCCUACCGGGUAGUCGCCGAUCACAUUAGACUGUUGACCUUCUCCAUCUCCGACGGCGCUGUGCCAAACAAUGACGGCAGAGGUUACGUUGUCCGACGUGUCCUACGAAGAGGUGUACGAUAUGCUCGAAAGUAUUUCAAUGCUGAGAUUGGCUCCUUCUUCUCACAGAUUUUACCUGCUCUGGUGGAACAGAUGGGCGAGCAAUUCCCCGAAAUCGUGAAGAAGCAGGUUGAUCUCAAGGAGAUUCUGGACGAAGAGGAGGAGGCCUUUGCCAGGACCCUCGACCGUGGAGAGAAGCAGUUUGAGAAAUUUGCUGCACACGCUUCCAGUGGCGGUUCCAAGAAGUUGUCUGGCGCGGAUGUAUGGAGACUUUACGACACAUUUGGCUUCCCUGUGGACUUGACAAAACUCAUGGCCGAAGAGAGAGGUUUGGAUAUUGACGAAGAGGAGGUCGCUAUUGCCCAGGAGAAGGCCCGUGAGGCCAGCAAGGCUGUCAAGGAUGCUGUGCAGACAUUCUCGAAACUCAACGUUCACCAAAUUGCUGAGCUUAAGGACAAGCUCCAAAUACCAACGCCCGACGACGAAUCCAAGUUCCAGAAGGGUGACAUAAAGGCCAAGGUGCAGCUGAUUUUCAACGGCACCGAGUUUAUCAAGUCGACUAAGGACAUCAAGCCGAAUACACCACUAGGAGUCUUGCUCAACAAGACCAACUUCUACGCUGAACAAGGUGGACAAGUGGCCGAUACCGGCCGUAUCAUCAUCGAUGGUGCUGCUGAGUUCAAGGUGCUCGAUGUCCAACAGUAUGGUGGGUACGUCUUACACAAUGGUUUCCUGGAAUAUGGACAGCUCGAGGCCGGCGACGAGGUUAUCUCAGAGUAUGAUGAACUGCGAAGAAACCCUAUUCGAAACAAUCAUACCGGCACACAUAUCCUCAAUCACUCGCUUCGAGAGGUUUUGGGUGACGAUAUCAACCAAAAGGGCUCCCUGGUCGAUCAAGACAAGCUGCGCUUUGAUUUCUCUCACAAGACUGGAGUGACGGUUCCUGAGCUGAAGAAGAUUGAGGAUUUGUCGAAUUCUUACAUUAGACAAAACUGUAAGAUCUACUCCAAGGAUGUUGAGCUCGACCUUGCCAAGAAGAUCAACGGUGUCCGUGCUGUCUUUGGCGAGACAUACCCGAAUCCUGUUCGUGUUGUCUCAGUCGGUAUUGACGUGGAUAUGCUCCUUGAAACCCCCGAGAAUCCCGAAUGGCGUAAAGUGAGUGUUGAGUUCUGUGGUGGCACUCACGUUGAUCAGACUGGUAUCAUCAAGGACAUGGUCAUUGUUGAGGAGAGCGGUAUUGCCAAGGGUAUUCGUCGUAUGGUUGCUUACACCGGAGAUGCUGCCCACGCUGUACAACGCAAAGCUGCUGAGUUCUCGGAGCGCAUUGCCGAAAUUGACGCACUUCCUUAUGGGCCCGAGAAGGAGGACAAGGUCAAGCAAGCUCAAGCCGAGCUGAAUGGUCUCGUCGUUUCUGCCGUGCGCAAGGACGAACUGAAGACCAAGUUCGGCAAGGUCAGCAAGAGCGUUGUUGAUGAACAGAAGAAGAGGCAGAAGGCUGAGUCGAAGACUGCAUUGGACACCGUAGCUGCGCACUUUUCAAAGGAUGAGAACAAGGACGCCAAGUACUUCGUUGGACACUUGCCUAUUUCCGCCAACGCUAAAGCUCUGGCGGAUGUUCUCAAGCACUACCAGACCAAGGAUAAGACCAAGUCUGUGUACUUGAUUGGAGGAAGCUCAAGGGAGGGAGCGGUUGCGCAUGCUGUUUACGUUGGCACGGAUCUUGCUGCCAAAGGUGUCACUGCUGAGAAAUGGUCCAGCGCUGUCUCUGAAGUUGUGGGAGGACAGGCUGGUGGUAAGGAGCCAGUCCGACAAGGUCGUGGCACUAACGCCGACAAAAUCGAUGAUGGUGUGGAGGCUGCCCGCAAAUACCUCGAGAGCUUGAGCAUCUGA
Molecule: messenger RNA, 2871 nt
Organism: Truncatella angustata
Lineage: Eukaryota; Fungi; Ascomycota; Sordariomycetes; Amphisphaeriales; Sporocadaceae
Product: tRNA synthetase class II
Exons: 8
Coding region: 1-2871 (956 amino acids)
Biological process (GO): alanyl-tRNA aminoacylation; tRNA modification
Cellular component (GO): mitochondrion; cytoplasm
Molecular function (GO): nucleic acid binding; ATP binding; alanine-tRNA ligase activity
Source: RefSeq, a predicted model, not a curated record